This is a messenger RNA of Astyanax mexicanus (Mexican tetra), 1097 nucleotides long. Its product is annotated as GTPase IMAP family member 7-like. The record is from RefSeq and is a predicted model, not a curated record. Gene Ontology annotation, molecular function: GTP binding. The coding region runs from base 18 to 1097 and encodes 359 amino acids. NCBI's taxonomy places the organism in Eukaryota, Metazoa, Chordata, Actinopteri, Characiformes, Acestrorhamphidae. The transcript has a single exon.
GAUUAUACAUUCUUUAUAUGAUUAUUCUUCUAUUUUGUUCAGGACAACAGGAUAAGUCCUUAAGAAUAGUCCUUGUUGGAAAAACAGGUGUGGGGAAGAGUGCCACAGGAAACAGUAUACUCUGUAAAGAUGCCUUUAAAAAGGAAGCCUCUUCCAGGUCAGUGACCAAAGUCUGCCUGAAAGCCUCUAAUGUUGUUGAUGGGAAGAAUGUAGAAGUGGUGGACACUCCUGGAUGGUGUGAUACAGACCUGUCUGAAGCAGAAAUUGUUGAGGAGGCCGUCAAGUGCAUCGACAUGUCCUCUCCAGGACCACAUGUGUUCCUGCUGGUCAUGACAAUUGGUCGCUUCACAGAUGAAGAAAAGAAAACUGUGAAGAAGAUUCAGGAGGUUUUUGGGGAAGGAGCGUCCAAGUACAUGAUUGUUCUCUUUACAAGAGGAGACGACCUGGAAGGUCAACCUAUAUUUGACUACCUAAAGGAUGCUGAUAACGAUUUAAAGAACAUCAUCUUUAGAUCGUGUGAGGGCCGUUACCAUGUGUUCAACAAUCGAGAGAAAAACUCUCGCCAAGUGUCUGAACUUCUACAGAAGAUCCAAGACAUGGUCACAGAGAACGGAGGUGGAUGUUACACCAACGUAACGUAUCAGCUGUUGGAGGACUACAAGAAAAAAGAGGCUGAAAUGCAAAAUAAGAUUCAAGCUCUUGAGAAGGAGCUGAAGCUCAGAAUAUCAGAACUGGGUAAAAAAGAAAAACUCAUACAGCAAGAGCGAGAGGAACAACAGCAAAAAGAGGCAGAACUGAAGGAGCACAUUGUAAAAUCUGAGCUUAAAAGAGUUGUCGAAGGGGCUGCACUAGUAGGAAUGAUGGAGCAUAUGGCGAUUGAGGAUCAGAAGAGACAGCAAGAAGCUCAGUGUCAUAGAUUACUAUUAGAACAGCAGAGACGAGAACUGCGUCAACAGAGAAUGCAGGACGAGAUGCGAGUUCGAGUAUUAAGACAACAUCAAGCAGAUGCACAGCGUCAGAUGCAACAAACAGAGAGAGAGAAGAAAGAUCACUUAAAGAAGUCUGUCAAGAAGGACUCCGAUUGUUGUGUCUCAUAA